This is a messenger RNA of Lodderomyces oxycetoniae, 2403 nucleotides long. RefSeq names its product cleavage polyadenylation factor subunit. Bases 1 to 2403 code for a protein of 800 amino acids. Gene Ontology annotation, cellular component: nucleus. The transcript has 2 exons. Gene Ontology annotation, molecular function: protein binding; mRNA binding. NCBI's taxonomy places the organism in Eukaryota, Fungi, Ascomycota, Pichiomycetes, Serinales, Debaryomycetaceae. Gene Ontology annotation, biological process: mRNA 3'-end processing. The record is from RefSeq and is a predicted model, not a curated record.
AUGAGUACUCAAGUUUUCAUACCCAAAAGCAAGGUUAAGAAAUUGUCUCUUGAUAAGAUAACCCAAUUGGAAGAGGAUUUGGAAGAGAAUCCGUUAGACUACGGGAAAUGGAUCAAACUAUUAGACCAGAUUUUGAAUAAGGAUAACCAAGAGCAAGUUCGGAGAACUUUUGAUAAAUAUUUGGAGCGUUUCAAAUUUGAUGGUGCUCAAUGGAUUAGAUACAUAAAAUAUGAACUUAGCAGAGGGGAGAAGGAAAAAGCCGAAACGCUUUUCCAAAAAUGUUUUGCAACGACAGAAAGCGUCGAAUUAUGCCGUUUGUACGUUGACUAUGUGAGAAGUAUUUCCGAUUUCGUCACAGGCGGCGACAAAGCACGUACAACAGUUGUCCAGGCAUUUGAGUUUGCAAUAAACAAGGUUGGUAUUGAUUUUAGAAGCGAUGAGUUGUGGCAGGAUUAUAUCAACUUUAUUAAAUCUUGGACACCCCAAGCGAAUUGGGAACAGCAGCAAAAGAUUGACUUGAUUCGAAAAGUAUAUAAGAAAUUCCUUGUUGUGCCCACGGAAAAUAUAGAGUCUGUUUGGACACAAUAUACAAAAUGGGAAAACGAGCUCAACUCUGCAACGGCACAAAAGUUUGUGUCGGAGAAAGCCGCUGAAUUCAUGUUGGCGCGUUCAUUCAAUACAGAGUGGCGGCAGGUGACAAACAAUAAAAAGUUGAAAUGGACAAUUAAUCUGCAAACAAUAAAGGACGAGUCGGUGCAACAGCAAGCAAAGUACUGGGCUAAUUGGAUUCAAUUAGAAAAGAAAAACCCCUUAGAGUUGAAAGAUGAGAGUGCUCUUCAAAGUCGUGUAAAUUAUGUUUACAAGCAAGCUACGUAUGCUCUACCAUUUGUCCCUCAAUUGUGGUUCGAAUAUGUAAAAUACUUGUUGAACAACAACGAAGAAGGCAAUCUAGGCGAUUGUAUUUCGAUCUUAAAAAGUGGUCUCACCAUAAAUCCUCAAAGCUUACUUCUCUCGUUUCAAUUAGCUGAGUUGUAUGAAAAAGACAAUUCCUUUGAUAAGGCAAAGGUGAUUUUCAACAACUUGAUAUCAAACUUGACUAAGGAUUUCGAAAAAGUAUCCACAAAUUUGAAGGAGUUGAACGAGCGACUCAAACCGAAACUGCAAUCGGGAGAAGAUGAUGGUAGUGACAAUAGUGACAAUGAUGAUGGAAAGGGGAACAGAAAUGGAGAAGACAAUGAUAACUCGGAAAAAGGAGGUGAGAUGAUGAAGGAGGCAAGUACUAACAACGGACAACUGAAUGGCCGUGGAAUUGCAAGUCUACCGAGCCUACCAAAAUUGGGGAAAAAUAUGACUAUAAACUCUUCUUCGGGCACCAAUACCAGUGCCCCCGCUAGUCUUCCAAGUCUACCUAAGAUACCCAAUCAGCAAAGCAAUGGAGUUUCUAUGGCAGACUUGAGGCAACUUCAAAUGCUCGAAAGAAAACAGAAACGCUUAAUUGACAAAAUUACGCUCAUCUACAGCAAGCUCAUGAUUGCAAGCAAGAGGGCGGAAGGGAUCAAAGAGGCUCGGAAUGUGUUUAAAAACGCUCGUAAGCUUCCUUCAAUAGGAUACCAAAUAUUUAUUGAGAGUGCGUUGCUUGAACAUUAUGCAGACAACAUAAAGACGGCUAUUAAGGUGUUUGACGUUGGUCUCAAAAGUUCUGCUACAAACGGCGAGUUUCUUUCCAAGUAUUUGGAUUAUUUGAUCAUGAUAAACGAUGUGGAUAGGUUAAGAAGCACUAUUCAAAAUGCAGACACUAACUUUUCAAAAGAAUUGUCGCAAUUAAAAGAAGGGAUUAAAGAAGAAGAGUUAGAUCCACUUUUGAAAAAAGAAAAGGAGAAAAAACUACGCUUGAAAAAACGACAGUUGAAGGGCCUUUAUAAGAAAUACAUUUCGUUUGCAGCAACCAAUCUCUCUUUAGAUAUCACCAACAGUUUUGCCAAGAAGUGUGAACAGUUGUUUCCUGAUGAUGAUCCUGUUGACUUAUUCACAGAUAGGUAUAAAUUGGGCAAGUUGAACAUUAUUAAAGCAGACGAGUUGAAUGAAGAUGCAUAUGACUUUGAGGAUGAGGAUGAGGAUGACUUCCCUCUGUUGAAGAGACGGAGAAUUGCUGCUUCCAGUAUAGGUGCAGAAGAAUCAAGAUUGGCCGUUACUAGUAUUCAAGAGUCAAGUCGUAUUGAGCAAGAAACAGCAGAGCAAGAGAGAGAUGCCAAAGCCGAUAGCUCAACUGCUUUUGUGGGGCCUUCCAUCUUGACCCUCAUGACGGUCUUGCCAAACGCUUCAUACUUUGGUCUUCCCUCUGAAAAUGUGUUUAAUAGCGAAAAAUUGGUUACACUUUUUGCAAACUUACCAAAUAUACUGUAA